Molecule: messenger RNA, 909 nt
Organism: Colletotrichum gloeosporioides
Lineage: Eukaryota; Fungi; Ascomycota; Sordariomycetes; Glomerellales; Glomerellaceae
Exons: 5
Coding region: 1-909 (302 amino acids)
Source: RefSeq, a predicted model, not a curated record
AUGUCCAGAACGUUAAAAGUCGGCGUCAUCGGUCCCAAAGGCCAGGCGGGAAGCUGUGUGGUCGAUGAGCUCUUGGCGCGAGGCCACUCUGUCGUCGGCAUCUCGCGAAGUCCUCCCGAGCAAUGGUCCAGCUCCGAUAAGGGCACUUGGUCGCAAGUGUCUGUGGAUAUCCACAAAGAGCAUACGAAACUGGUUGAAACAUUCUCGUCUGGUUUCGACGCUAUUGUCUCUUGCUACGGACCAAGUCUUAAGGUCAUAUCGAACGUGUACUCGGAGGCCGUCGAGGGACACGGGAGGAUCAAGACGGCUUUGUUGGCUUCGACACACGAUGGCCCGUUCAUCAUCGUUGGUGGCGCGGGGUCGAUUCACGUAUCUAAUCGUCUCCAACUUACCGACCAGGAGGGGUUUGCGUUUAGUUGGUGGUGGAAUUGGCCCGAUGAGCAUCUCGACUACAUGACGGCGCGCGGGCUGGAUCACGGAAGCCGGUUCAUCAGCUUGGUGGCCACGCUUGUGAAAUGGAGCAGGUCUCAUAUUCAACGGCCGAGAUUCUAUUCUUGGAUUCUAAGCCCCUUCGUCUAUUGGGCGCGGGCUUGGGUGAGGGGCGCUUUGACGAACAAGCACACCCUGGGGUUAAUCACCGGCAGCCGGAUCGCUUUUACUAUGUGGAAUGGUGUCCAGGAGAAGUCAUGGUCUUUCUUGUCGCCGCCCGGUCUGUUGCGUGACAAAGGAGUGCGGACGGGAGAGUACAAGGUGUAUGUGGACAGUCCCGAGGAUCCUGCGGUUGAGGCAGCAAACGGCGGUAUCUACAACGAGGACAUGGCCGUUGCCAUCGUCGAUGAGGUUGAGAACAACAAACUGGCAUAUAAGCACUGGAGUUGCACCGGUCCCAUCGGACUGGGCAAGUGGUAG